UAUCUGAUCCCUUGUCAUAAAAUCCAAAAACUUUUAUGGAAAAUAUAGUUAAAAUAUGAAAAUUUAUUAUUGAAAAUAAAAUAUUGAAAAAAUAUGCAAUUUUAAAAUGUAUGAAAAUAAUAUGCAAAUAUGGUUAUUUGUUUUAAGGGACCAUAUACACAUACAUACAUAUAAUAUAAUACAAUACAUAUGUGUGUAUUGCGCAUGAUUUUGCCCAAGGCCUAAGAAAAAAAGAUAAGAAUAUAUAUCUAUGCCCCACAACAACCCAGACAUAUAAAACAAAUGACCUUGACCCAGUUUAUCUGUGGGCCUCUGCUGCCUUUUUGUUUUUUGUUGGUGUUGGUUGUAUGUAUGCUGUGGUGAUUAUGAUGCUGUUGGUGCUGCUGAUGUCUGCUGAAGAUGCUGAGAAAUUGGUGGCGGCGAUAUGGUUGACGAUGACGUUUGUUGUUGCUGAUGCUGUUGCUGCUGCUGCUGCUGUCUCUCUCCCUUGUCUUUUGUAAAAAGAAGAAUCUCAAGAUGAAAUUGAUCAAAAACGUCUUGUUCUUCUACAAAUGUCGCAGUCAAUGCAAGCACCACCACCGUCACAACAAACCCAAGCACCAGCAAUGCAACUAGUUUCUUCCCAACCACUACCAUCAUCCUCAUCAUCAUUGUCAUCAGUUGCAGUAGCAACAACAACUUCCACACAGCCAUCAAUACCAAUUAUCCGCAUUGAAAAGCUUUCUAGAAUUUCCCCUGGAUCCGUUUCCACAAACCCUGUCAGCGAUACGAUUACCUCCCAGCGUUUGAAAAGCAAACGGCGACCAACCUCCAAUAGAACAGCGGCCUUGCGGAUUUCAAAUGUCGUCGGCCAGUUUAGGCGUAGUAGUAGUAGAAAGCGCAGACCAACAACCAAGUUUCUCGAAAGCAAAGUUGAAGAGGCCGUUGUUGUAUCUCCUUCACCCCAGGCCAUUAUUGAUUUAGACGAAGUUGCAGCAGCAGCAGCAGCAUCGCCAUCAGCACCACCAACAUUAGCAUCCAGCAGCAGCAGCGCCGGCGGCGACACUUUCACCACAAAUCUCAGCCACAUCAACAUCACCAACAGUUUCUCCUCCACCUCCUCUGCCACGCCAUACAACUGUCUAAACUGUGGCCGCAAAUAUCAGGCCGAAUCUACGCUAAAACGCCACAUGCGCAGCGAAUGCAAUCAGCCGAAAAAAUUCAUUUGCCGAAUUUGCAAUCGUGGCUUCCAUCACAAUUUCAAAUUGGCCGAUCAUUAUCGUCGCCUGCACAAAAAUCUCUGGAAAAAUCACUCCUUUUAAUUUCCCUCCUCCCAGUUACCUAUUUUUUUGGUUGUAAAUGUGUUUAUCAUUCCCACUAUCAUCAAUUCCCGCCCCCCAUCUCUCCCUAAAACAAUUAAUGUAAGAAAAUCAACUUUUUUCCUUGGAAUAUUUUAUUUGAA
Molecule: messenger RNA, 1441 nt
Organism: Musca domestica (house fly)
Lineage: Eukaryota; Metazoa; Arthropoda; Insecta; Diptera; Muscidae
Product: histone-lysine N-methyltransferase PRDM9
Exons: 3
Coding region: 552-1301 (249 amino acids)
Source: RefSeq, a predicted model, not a curated record